GGGACGGUGGGAGCCGGUGCUUCUGGCCUUUGCACUCGCUCACUGACAAGACGCCUGGCACAAAGCUGAUGGACCAGUGGAUGGACUGUAUAAGUUACCCACCCACCGUAAUAGAGCAUUUGCUGUCUGUCAUUUAGUCCUACUGGCAAACAACUUAAAUGGAAACUUUUAUCAUCUGUGCUUUUCAAAAGAGGAAACUGAGUCCAGGCCAGAUCGUGUGUCUGCUUACACAGCGAGGAAGUCGCCGCACAUGAUCAGGGUCUGUUUCUCCCACCACAGCCAUUCCCACCUCUGCACUAGCUGCUCCUUCUGCCUUGAAUGACUUUCUCCCAGAUCCUUUCCUGGCUCGCUUCUUAUUGUCCGGUCUCAGCAAAAAUGGCACUUCCCCAGACCCCUCUGAAGCCCAUCAGGCCCCUUUUCUUCUUCAAUCACAGCACUAUGACUGCCUAAAGUCGUCUCAUUCGCCUGUUUUUCUUUGUCUUCACCUCUGGAACAUAAGCUUCACGAAGGCAGGGGCCUGUGGGUCCUGUUCACCCACAUCCUGGCUCCUCGCAUGCAGUAGGCACUCAAAUGCCUGUUUAACAAAUCAAGUGGUCCCGGGGCUGCUAAGUCCUUUCCACCCUGGCUUUCCCCGGGACAUUUCAUUCACUCUGUGCAUCAAGGCGCUGUUGGUGUUCGUGUGUUGCAGGGGUAGGGGGCUGAGGUCCUCUCCUGCCGGGAAUUCUGGCCCAAGAAGCGAGGGUCACUGCUCGGUUCAGGGGCGACUUGGGCCUUGAGGUCGGACGAUCACCAAAUAGGUUUUUGAAGCCCGAGCUGACUCCGUGGCAAAGCCUUCAAGCUUGCGGGAGGCUGCUCCAGGCCUCUCUACUGUAACGCGCGCGCAGUCCCGACCGCACCGCGCACGCCCUGGCCCCGCCCCUCGGCGCCGCGCACGCCCCGUCCCGGCCUCCCCGGCGUGCCGAGCUAGGGCGGGGCAGGCAGACGCGGGCCCGGAACUGUGGAGCGAGGCUCGUCCAGCUUUUCCGGCGCCAGGUCCCGGGGCCGCCAUGGAGCCCCGGGAGGUUGCGGAUGCCGUGGAGACGGGGGAUGAGAACGUGAUUUUGGAGGCUCUGCUCGCGUACAACCGGGAGAACUCCCAGAGCUUCACGUUUGAUGAUGCCCAACAGGAGGACAGGAAGAGACUGGCGGAUCUGCUGGUCUCCGUCCUGGAGCAGGGCUUGCCACCGUGCCGCCGCGUCAUCUGGUUGCAAAGCAUCCGCAUCCUGUCCAGGGACCGCAGCUGCCUGGACUCUUUCACCAGCCGCCAGAGCCUGCAGGCACUUGCUUGCUAUGCAGGCAUCUCCGCCUCCAAGGAGUCGGAGCCCCUGGACAUGGAUGUCGUGCUCGAGUCCCUUAAGUGCCUGUGCAACCUCGUGCUAAGCAGCCCUGUGGCACAGGCGCUGGCUGCAGACGCCGGGCUAGUGGCAAAGCUUGCCGAGCGCGUGGGACGGUGCCGCCAGAGCAGCUUCCCGCACGACGUCCAGUUCUUUGAUUUGCGCCUCCUCUUCUUGCUAACGGCACUUCGCACCGACGUGCGCCACCAGCUGUUUCAGGAACUGCAGGGAGUGCACCUGCUGACGGAGGCGCUGGAGCUGACUCUGGGAAUGACCCCCAAAGAGAGGCCCCCUGAGCUCCUCCCUACCCAGGAGACUGAGCGGGCUAUGGAGAUCCUCAAAGUGCUCUUCAACAUCACCUUCGACUCCAUCAAGAAGGAAGUGGAUGAGGAAGACACUGCCCUUUACCGGCACCUGGGGACCCUUCUGCGGCACUGUGUGAUGGUUGCUGCUGCUGGAGACCGCACAGAGGAGUUCCACGGCCACACAGUGAACCUCCUAGGAAACCUGCCCCUCAAGUGUCUGGACGUCCUUCUCACCCUGGAGUCACACGAAGGCUCCUUGGAGUUCUUGGGAGUGAAUAUGGAUGUGAUUCGUGUCCUCCUCAACUUCCUGGAGAAGCGUUUGCACCAGACGCACAGGCUGAAGGAGAGCGUCGCCCCUGUGCUGAGUGUGCUGACGGAGUGUGCCCGCAUGCACCGCCCUGCCAGGAAGUUCCUGAAGGCACAGGUGCUGCCCCCACUGCGGGACGUGAGGACCCGGCCAGAGGUUGGGGAGCUCUUGCGGAACAAGCUGGUUCGCCUCAUGACGCACCUGGACACCGACGUGAAGAGGGUGGCUGCUGAGUUCCUGUUUGUCCUGUGCUCUGAGAGUGUGCCCCGAUUCAUCAAGUACACGGGCUACGGAAAUGCCGCAGGCCUCCUGGCUGCUAGGGGCCUCAUGGCCGGGGGCCGGCCUGAGGGCCAGUACUCGGAGGACGAGGACACAGACACAGAGGAGUAUAAGGAAGCCAAGGCCAGCAUAAACCCAGUGACUGGAAGGGUAGAGGAAAAACCACCCAACCCCAUGGAGGGCAUGACAGAGGAGCAGAAGGAGCAUGAGGCCAUGAAGCUGGUGAACAUGUUUGAUAAGCUCUCCAGGCACAGAGUCAUCCAGCCCAUGGGGAUGAGUCCCCAGGGCCAGCUCACAUCCCUGCAGCAUGCCAUGUGUGAGACCAUGGAGGGGCAGCUCUCCUCGGACCCUGACUCGGACCCCGACUGAGAAUGGCCGCUCUUCUGCUCCCCUUCAGAACUGGUGCUGCUUCCAGAGGUGUCCUUGAGGCCCCAGGGAAGCCACAUCGCUCCCUCCAACUUGGGGACCCCUUUCUCUUUACGCCCAAAGUUCUAUCCAUGAUUCGCCUUUGGUCCGUUCUCUUCUCUCUAGGACCGCAAGACACUGCAAGGUCUUGUCCUGCUAUAACUCGGGAAGCUCAGCCUUGAUGUGCGCCUGAGGGCAGGGCUUAACUGAAGGCAGAAUGAGCAUGCAUUUGGGAGGGCGAGGGCUGAGCAUGGGCACUUGCAGAUGCAGGCAUGUCCACAGCUGGCCUGCUGGCCCAGAGCUGGUGUCGGGCAGGUGCCACGUUUGACAGGGGAAAGGACCUGCUGGAACUUCAUGUGCUAAUGUCAGAAACACGCUUCCAAGGUAUGCGCUGCUGUUUUUGUCCCCAUUGAGUGCAGGGCUGGUUGCCUCUUGCAUCCUUGAUCCUGACUCAGCACCCAAGUUUUCACUGGUUGUAGCAGUUGAAUCUCAAUCCUUCCCGUUGGCUUAGACCAUAAAUACGUGAAGGAAAAUGUCCCCUCUGAAACCAUAAGUCUAGACUUCCAUCAUGUACCACCAAGCUUCACAGAAACAUCAUUCUGGAAUAAAGAGUUCCAGACAAGAA
Messenger RNA from Vicugna pacos (alpaca), 3294 nucleotides. It is a transcript of the gene RIC8A, whose product is annotated as RIC8 guanine nucleotide exchange factor A. The record is from RefSeq and is a predicted model, not a curated record. Lineage: Eukaryota; Metazoa; Chordata; Mammalia; Artiodactyla; Camelidae. Gene Ontology annotation, cellular component: cytoplasm; plasma membrane. Gene Ontology annotation, biological process: G protein-coupled receptor signaling pathway. Gene Ontology annotation, molecular function: guanyl-nucleotide exchange factor activity; G-protein alpha-subunit binding.